This is a messenger RNA of Psammomys obesus (fat sand rat), 1616 nucleotides long. RefSeq names its product cytochrome b-c1 complex subunit 2, mitochondrial. Bases 93 to 1454 code for a protein of 453 amino acids. Gene Ontology annotation, cellular component: mitochondrion. The transcript is spliced from 14 exons. Gene Ontology annotation, biological process: proteolysis. The record is from RefSeq and is a predicted model, not a curated record. Gene Ontology annotation, molecular function: metal ion binding; metalloendopeptidase activity. Lineage: Eukaryota; Metazoa; Chordata; Mammalia; Rodentia; Muridae.
CUCGCAGUGCACGCCGGGAAACGCGGUCGUCCGACACCAUCUUGCGGAGCUGCCGGCGGCGGUGACCGUGGGAAAGGGCAUCCACUAGAGCCAUGAAGCUCCUCAGCAGGGCAGGGUCCUUCUCGAGAUUUUAUUCCCUCAAAGUUGCCCCGAAGGUUAAAGCUUCAGCAUCCCCUGGAAGAGUGCCUCUGAAGCCUGAGGGUCUUGAGUUUACCAAAUUACCAAAUGGUCUGGUGAUUGCUUCUCUGGAAAACUACGCUCCUCUAUCAAGAAUUGGCUUAUUCAUUAAAGUAGGCAGUAGAUAUGAAGACUCCAGCAACUUAGGAACUGCUCAUUUACUACGUCUUGCAUCUACUUUGACUACCAAAGGAGCUUCGUCUUUCAAGAUAACCCGUGGAAUUGAAGCAGUUGGUGGUAAAUUAAGUGUAACUGCAUCAAGGGAAAACAUGGCUUACACUGUAGAAGGCAUUCGGAAUGAUAUUGAAAUCCUGAUGGAGUUCCUGCUCAAUGUCACCACAGCACCAGAGUUUCGCCGUUGGGAAGUAGCUGCCCUUCAGUCUCAGCUGACGAUUGACAAAGCUGUUGCCUUUAAGAAUUCACAGACUCGUGUCAUUGAGGACUUGCAUGAUGUUGCCUACAAGAAUACGUUGGCUAAUCCCUUGUAUUGUCCUGACUAUCGGAUAGGGAAAGUAACCCCAGAUGAAUUACAUUACUUUGUUCAGAACCACUUCACAAGUGCAAGGAUGGCGUUGGUUGGACUCGGUGUAAGCCAUCAUGUCUUAAAGCAAGUUGCUGAACAGUUUCUCAACAUGAGGGGUGGCCUUGGUUUGGCUGGUGUAAAAGCCAAAUACCGUGGAGGUGAAAUUAGGAAGCAAAACGGAGACAACUUGGUCCAUGCUGCUAUCGUAGCAGAAAGUGCUGCCAUUGGAAGUACAGAAGCAAAUGCAUUUAGUGUCCUUCAGCAUCUACUUGGUGCUGGACCACAUGUCAAAAGGGGCAACAACACCACCAGCCUCCUGAGCCAGAGUGUUGCUAAAGGAAGUCACCAGCCUUUUGAUGUUUCUGCAUUUAAUGCCAGUUAUUCAGAUUCUGGACUCUUUGGAAUUUACACUAUCUCCCAGUCUGCAGCUGCUGGUGAUGUUAUCAAGGCUGCUUACAACCAAGUAAAAGCGAUUGCUCAAGGAAGCGUUUCCCCUGCAGAUGUCCAAACUGCCAAGAACAAACUGAAAGCUGGGUACCUAAUGUCCAUGGAGACUUCAGAGGGUUUCCUGAGUGAAAUCGGGUCACAGGCCCUAAUUGCCGGUUCUUAUAUGCCACCAUCCACCGUCCUUCAACAUAUUGACGCAGUGGCUGAAGCUGAUGUCAUAAAGGCUGCAAAAAAGUUUGUUUCUGGCAAGAAGUCAAUGGCAGCAAGUGGAAACUUGGGACAUACACCUUUUCUUGACGAGUUGUAACACAGAUGCAUUAUCUUCAAGUCUCAGCCCAGACCAGCAGACACAUCAGAGUCAGGUCUUAAUUUAACAUUCAACAUUUUUCUCAGUGAAGUAAAACUUACAAGCAGAUAUGUGGCUAGUUACUCCCAGCUGCCCCAGAGCCAAUAAAGCACUGUGUGUAAA